CGCAAGGUGAUCACUCAAUUGCCAAGCAAGAGUGCGAAAAUGUAGUAUAAAAGGAUUCCAAUGCAUCGAUGGAAUCAUUCGUUGGUUCUAUCUCAACUGCGCUGAUAUUAAAAUGAGUAAGGUUUUGUUCCUUUUAGGACUGGCUAUUCUUGGAGUUCUUUCAGACGACUGGACUCCAUUGAAUCCCGAGGAAGUGGCCUAUCUGCAGGGAAGAUGCAUGGAGGAUCACUUUGGGGAUGAUUUCGAGCUAGUGAAACAGUGGAUCAAGUGGAAGCUUCCGGAGGCUAGCGAUAAGAAAACUUCGUGCUACGUGAAAUGCUUGGUCGAGAAAUUGGGAAUCUACGACGGGCAGAAGUUCCAGCCUGACCGCGUGGACCAGCAGUACAAGGCAUACAAGGACCACAACGGAGUGCUCGAGGCAAAAGCAAGUGCCAUCAAGGAUGCCAUCGGAAAACUUGCUCCAUCGGGGGCCGACUGUGAUGCAGUUGCAAAACCGUUCAUUCCAUUCAAUAACAAGAAUGAGGGAGAUUUGAGGAAAAUCUUCCUGGUUGAUUCUUAUGUCAGGCAUCGCGUUACAUGUGCUGAUUCGCAAAUCAAACCUAAAGGCAUCUCAAUCUUCCGAUUCUGCGGCAAGCAAUUCUACAAAGAUGGUGAAGCAGCUUACUGCAAGGUUAGACGGCAUGGUUUUUCGGACGAUCCCAAGUUUAUCCAGCACAGCAAUUGUACCACUCGUGGCAUGAGAUGGAUGAAGAAGAAUGGUGAAAUGGACGAAUCCGCCAUCCUCCGCGAUCUUCACCUGGUCAACGUGAACGACAAAGACGAUAAGGUGAAGGAAGCGUUGAAAAACUGCAAACCCAACGACGCAUCAAAGGCUCGGGACAACUACAAGUGCCUGUACGACGGGUUGGGUGAGCAGCUGUUCAUGAAGGUUCUGGAUUACGUCGAGGUGCGGUCCGAAAAUUACAACCACCGCUUGCGUAAGGCAACGGCCAAGUACGACGCCGCAGCGAUGCGAGCCAACGUCGAGUCGCUUGAUUCGGAUGCGCAGUGUCCCAAGCAGUGAUGAUGAUCGGGGAGAUGGGACUUUCCGAGAAAAAAUGGGGAAAAUUGGUUGCAACUGUUGUAUAAAAGGUCAAUAAAUAUGAUUCAUUUCACAUAAACAAGA
Molecule: messenger RNA, 1165 nt
Organism: Culex pipiens pallens (northern house mosquito)
Lineage: Eukaryota; Metazoa; Arthropoda; Insecta; Diptera; Culicidae
Product: 37 kDa salivary gland allergen Aed a 2-like
Exons: 4
Coding region: 113-1063 (316 amino acids)
Biological process (GO): sensory perception of smell
Molecular function (GO): odorant binding
Source: RefSeq, a predicted model, not a curated record